This is a messenger RNA of Myiozetetes cayanensis, 1511 nucleotides long. RefSeq lists its product as uncharacterized. NCBI's taxonomy places the organism in Eukaryota, Metazoa, Chordata, Aves, Passeriformes, Tyrannidae. The transcript is spliced from 2 exons. Bases 35 to 1003 code for a protein of 322 amino acids. The record is from RefSeq and is a predicted model, not a curated record.
AGGUGCAAAUCCCUGUGCUGAUCCCGCUGUCCCCAUGGAAAUCCCCGUGUUCCCACACAGAUCCCGCUGUCCCCGUGUCCUUGUCCCUGUGCCAGCAGCACAGCUGGGACCUGAAUCCCCCUGUCCCCAUCCCAGUGUCCCCAUCUCCCUGUCCCCAUCCUUGAAACCCCCUGUCCCCAUCCCUGUGUCCCCAUCCCUGUCCCCACUCCUGUGCCCAUCCCGGUGCCAAUCCCGCUGUCCCCGUGUCCUUGUCCCUGCGCCGGUGGCACAGACGGGCCCUGAGGCCCCCUGUCCCUGUCCCCGUGUCCCCAUCCCCCUGUCCCCAAACCCGUGUCCCAUCCCCAUGUCCCUGUCCCUGUGUCCCUGUCCCUGUGUCCCCACCCCAGUGUCCCCAUCCCUGUCCCCAUCCUGGUGCCAAUCCAGUGCCAAUCCCGCUGUCCCCGUGUCCUUGUCCCUGUGCCAGCAGCACAACUGGGGCCUGAAUCCCCCUGUCCCCAACCCCGUGUCCCAUCCCCAUGUCCCUGUCCCUGUGUCCCUGUCCCAGUGUCCCCAUCCCUGGACAAACCCCCAUGUCCCUGUCCCUGUGUCCCUGUCCCAGUGUCCCCACCCCAGUGUCCCCAUCCCUGGUCCCAAUCCUGGUGCCAAUCCCGCUGUCCCCGUGUCCUUGUCCCUGCGCCAGAGGCACAGACGGGCCCUGAGGCCCCGUGUCCCUGUCCCUGUGUCCCCAUCCCGUGUCCCUGUCCCUGUGUCCCCAUCCCUGUGUCCCCAUCCCCGUGUCCCCGUCCCAGUGCCAAUCCCAGUGCAAAUCCUGCUGUCCCCGUGGAAAUCCCCGUGUUCCCACACAGAUCCCGCUGUCCCCGUGUCCUUGUCCCUGUGCCAGCAGCACAACUGGGGCCUGAAUCCCCCUGUCCCUGUCCCCGUGUCCCUGUCCCCAUGUCCCCAACCCCAUGUCCCAACCCCAUGUCCCAUCCCCAUGUCCCCAUCCCCCUGUCCCCAUCCUUGAAACCCCCUGCCCCCAUCCCAGUGUCCCCAUCCCUGUCCCUGUCCCCAUGUCCCUGUCCCUGUGUCCCCAUCCCUGGACAAACCCCCAUGUCCUGCUCCCCCUGUCCCUGUCACACCCCCUGUCCCCACACGUGUGAUCCCAUGUCAUUCCUGUGUCAUUCCCGUGUCCCUGUGUGUGUUCCCGUGUCAUUCCCAUGGAAAUCCCGUGUCAUUCCCAUGUUCCCAUGUCCCUGUGUGUGUCCCUGCCACAUCCCAUGUCCCCACACGAGUCCCCGUGUGUGUUCCCAUGGAAACCCCGUGUCAUUCCCAUGGAAUUCCCAUGGAAAUCCCGUGUCAUUCCCAUGGAAUUCCCAUGGAAACCCCGUGUCAUUCCCAUGGAAAUCCCAUGUAAAUCCCGUGUCACUCCCAUGUUCCCGUGUCCCCAAGCUCAGCCCCUCCCCCCCCCGUUAAUUAGCACCGCUCAUAACGAGGGAGGGAUGAGGAAAGGACAUAGAAAGGAGUUUCCCCCG